Dreissena polymorpha is the source of this 3869-nucleotide messenger RNA. RefSeq names its product transmembrane protein 230-like. The transcript has 4 exons. Bases 105 to 440 code for a protein of 111 amino acids. Gene Ontology annotation, cellular component: endomembrane system. The record is from RefSeq and is a predicted model, not a curated record. NCBI's taxonomy places the organism in Eukaryota, Metazoa, Mollusca, Bivalvia, Myida, Dreissenidae.
AUAAAGAUAGGAACCAACGCAUUUCCUGAUUUGUAUCAACAUACAGUCGAAUUUGUAAGCAACUUUAAAACGUAUUUUAAACAAGAAUCACAGUGGCUUACACAAUGAAAAGAAUGAAGGAGACAUCCGUCAGAUACCACACGAUGCACUACAAUGGGGACAACUUCACAGAUCUACAGUUUGAGAGGCCUCCUCCGAAAUUCCCAGCGAAGGCCAUUGCCCUAGCCUCCAUGCUGUUCAUGGUAGGGAGUGCCCUCUUAGUGAUUGGUGCUCUUUUGAUCACAGGACAUAUUGAUGUUAAGUAUGGUGACAGAACAUGGCCAGUGUUGAUUCUCGGUUCCAUCAUGUUCAUCCCGGGAUUCUACCAUGUGCGGAUAGCGUACUACGCCUACAAGGGUUACGUUGGAUACUCGUAUGACGAUAUCCCGGAGUUUGACUGAACACAUUAGCAGCAGAAAUGCACCUGUUAGAUCUGUGAUACUUUUAACGCAAAAUUGUACCAGUGUUAUAAAAGCAGUGUUUUUAUGCCCCCUUUCAAAGAAAAGGGGGUAUAUAGUUUUUUUCGCAUUGUCAGUCUGUCUGUCAGUCUGUAACACUUUUCGUGUCCGCCCUCUAAUUCAAAUAAUUUCAUCCGAUCUUUACCAAACUUAUUCAGAAGUUGUAUCUAGACAAUAUCUAGGUUAAGUUCUAAUAUGGGUCAUGCCGGGUCAAAAACUAGGUCACGGGGUCACUUAGUGCAUUUCAAGGAUUUAGCAUGGUGUCCGCUCUCUAAUUGAAGUAGUUUUCAUCUGAUCUUUACCAAACUUGGUCAGAAGUUGUAUCAAGACAAUAUCUAGGUCAAGUUCGAAUAUGGGUCAUGCCGGGUCAAAAACUAGGUCACGGGAUCACUUAGUGCAUUUCAAGGAUUUAGCAUGGUGUCCGCUCUCUAGUUUAUGUGGCUUUCUGAUUUAUUUUGAUAUUCUAAGAUAUUUUUGUGCCCCCGAAGGAGGGCAUAUAGUGAUCGGACUGUCCGUUCGUCUGUCCGUCAAACUUUGCGUUUAGAUUUCGAAAAAUGCUCAUAACUUCUAUGUUUCUUCAGAUAGCAAUUUCAUAUUUGGUAUGCAUGUGUAUAUGGACAAGGCCUUUCCAUACGCUCACAAACUUUGACCCCUGUGACCUUGACCUUGAACUUAGGGUACGCGUUUAGGUUAGGUUUCGAAAAAAGCUCAUAACUUCUACCAAGCGUUUAUAGGGGGCAUAAGUCAUCCUAUGGUAACAGCUCUUGUUUGUUCAAAAUUGGGGCCGGUAUACAACCCCAUUCCCAUUGAAAUUUUUUUUUCCCAAAUGGGACCUAAAAAUUCCCAAUCGAAGGUUUAAAAAAAUUAAAAAAAAAUUUAGAUCAACAUUUAGUUAAUCUCCCAUCCAGCUCUACACAUUAUGUUUAAUUAAAUAUAAUAUUUAAAACACUUUAAUUCUCAUUUCAAAAGCAUUUGUUAGCAAAUAAACACCAACACUAAUUUCCCAUUAGACCCGGUCCCGUUUUCUAAAUUUAAAAAAAAAACUGGAAAGUUUAAUGUUCUGGACCAACAAUAAUGUGUUGUUACAGUGAUGGGAGGUUGAGAUGGUGAUCAAAGGAAGUAAUUCUAAGUCAUCAUGUUAUCAUUCCCUAUAUGUGAUGCCAUUGAGUGAUGGUUGCUAUUUAUUUGUUACGUAUUUCAUGGAUGUUCAUAUUUUAAAAUGACACUUCCUGUAAAACUCUGUAAUUAUUUAUAAUGCAAAUUGUUGUAAUAUUUUAUUGUUUGUCUAAUCAUUAUCAUUGUAGUUUUCUAACAAAACUCCUCAGGUUGUGUUUUUGCUAUACUGAUUGCAUUUUGUAAUUCGUAUCGAAACACCCACUGAUAUAUUUUUUUAGGUUUCUACAAUCAGAAAACAUCCUCUCUAUCAUGACCUUUUAAUUACCAAUUUCCUACUUUUGCUUCAUUUUAAGAAACAAUUACUCUAAUUUUCCUAAAGGAUAAUACUUGACAAUCUAAAAAUAUUUAGUUUAUUCUGUAUGUGAACAGUUUUUGCUAUGCAUUGUUUAUUACAUGAUCUGACGGAAGAAAUUUUUCAAAAAAAAGGUGUUGUUUUACAACGCCUCUUAGUUCAGAUCGAGUUAUAAUAGUAAGUCCAAGUUCUGGGUAUUUGUUUGUUACUGUUUAUUUGCCAAGAUUAUUACAAAAGAGUCAUGACCACCCCAUAUUAGUAACUGGAUGUGAAUUGCUAUUGAUAGUCCUUUAAAAAGUUCUGUUCUUAGUUAAUGUGCAUAUUAUUAUUAUUACUAUUAUUAUUAUUUUAUGUUGUUUGAGUGAGCUUCUUCAAUGUUAUGUGUAUCAAUGAGGUAUUUAUCACAUUAUCUCACAUUUGUGAGUUUUUCAGAGGACAAAACAGGAAAUAUCUUUAAAAAGCUAUUAGUUGUUUAUUGCAAACAUGUGAGUUCAAAGUCGACAAUUUUAUAUAAUUGCAUAUUUUAAUGAAAAACCUUACAGUGCAUCAGGUGUUUAUCUUAUAUCCGUUGUAUAUAAAUUAUUGAAUUAAGCCUUUAGGUAGCCUAUUAAGACUUUUAAGAAUGGUUUCCAUACGGACUGACCCAGAACGGCAAAUAUUUGUGGUUAGAUAAUGAAAUGAUUUCUGUCUUACUAUUUUGUUAGUUUUUGGUGUGUUUUUUUUCAUCCUGAAAGCAAUACUGUGCUAUCAAUAUUUAUUGAUAGUCCAAAGAGUCAAAAUGCGAAGUUUGCCAUCGAUGCAAAAUGCUGAUUUAAAUAUUAAUGUCGGUAUAUUUCAAACUCACUUAUAUCAAAAAUAUCCCACAAAACAAACAUAAUGUUGUUGUCUGUUCAGUUUAAUCGAAUAUUGAUAAAUUAUUUCUCAUUGACAAGAUUGUUCUUAAUUAACAGCAUAUUACUUAUCAUUAUGAAACAAUAAUGAAAUGUAAUUGAUAUGCAUUUAGAAAUCAAACAUUUUUAUUUUUUGUUUUUGUUUUACAUAAUGAAAUAAUUGUUCUAUUUAUCACUUAGUAAAAAUGGUAUUGGUUUUCCGGUUUACUCCUGUUGAUCUUAUAAGGAAUCAGCUGUUAUUAAGGCUGCUAAUAAAUAGCCUCAGCUGAUGUUCUGCGCUCGUGUUUGUGUGUAUUAGUUUAUUUACAAGUUGCACUGCGUCUUUGCGAAUGCAUCUAUUGGCUGGCCUGCCCCUGAGACCUGUAAGGAGAGCUGUGUUUUACGAUUAAAAUAAAGCACACAGUGGACUAUUUACAGUAUGCAAAAAUGUUAUGCAAAUUAUUACCUUCUGCGAGUGCCUUCUCAACGAGGAAUCAGGUUUAGUGUACAACCUGUGUAUCUCAAAGAAAGUACUAAACAGAUACCACAGUUUCUUUUCAAUCCUCGAUUUUAUAGUGAUUUGGUAAAAAGUAGAAGACUUAUUUUCAGAAUCCCACGAUUAACCUUAGUUGAUCGCAAGAAGUGAACAACUAAAAACGAUAAAUUGAUGUUAUCCUUAUAUCUUUCAAAGCAAUACCCUAUUAUCAUCAUAAGGCAUUUAUCGAUAGUUAUUGCAGUCUUCCAAAUUUACUGACCAAUUUAUGACUCCCAAAUUUUACGAGAUGGAAUUAAAUGCGAGAUAGUUACUUUACCAAACUUUGUAUUUAUGUGUGGUAUGAACCCUGACCCUGCUAUGUAUGUAAUAACUUAUUAUUUAAAAAAGAGACUGAAAUGAGAGGUUGACUUCAAAAGGCUGAAUGUUAUUUAUUAUGUCACAUACGUUUAUAAACCUAUAUUUUACUAAGUUGUCAUUAAUUGCACUUUUAAAAUUGUGAUUUGUGUAUUUAGUAAUACAAAUCGUAAGAAAACCAUAAA